This is a messenger RNA of Misgurnus anguillicaudatus (oriental weatherfish), 2084 nucleotides long. RefSeq names its product zinc finger protein 207, a (gene znf207a). Gene Ontology annotation, molecular function: microtubule binding. Gene Ontology annotation, cellular component: spindle matrix; kinetochore; nucleus. NCBI's taxonomy places the organism in Eukaryota, Metazoa, Chordata, Actinopteri, Cypriniformes, Cobitidae. Gene Ontology annotation, biological process: mitotic spindle assembly; attachment of spindle microtubules to kinetochore; mitotic spindle assembly checkpoint signaling. The record is from RefSeq and is a predicted model, not a curated record.
GGUAUGUCAUGAAAAGGGAGCCGUCAUUUCCUUUAUACGCCAUUUUAUGUCUGCUAAUGUUUGCGUAGUGUCUCGUUGUGCUGUUUGCUAAUCGGCUGGUAAAAAAUUUAAAUCAUGGGCAGAAAAAAGAAGAAGCAGAUGAAGCCAUGGUGUUGGUAUUGUAACAGGGACUUUGACGAUGAAAAGAUUCUCAUUCAGCACCAGAAAGCCAAACACUUUAAAUGCCACAUAUGCCACAAGAAGUUAUAUACUGGUCCUGGUCUGGCCAUCCACUGUAUGCAGGUUCACAAAGAAACUAUUGAUGGUGUCCCCAAUGCGAUACCUGGAAGAACUGACAUAGAAUUGGAGAUCUAUGGAAUGGAGGGUAUUCCCGAAAAAGACAUGGAUGAGAGGAGACGUGUCCUUGAACAAAAAUCACAAGAUCAAAAGAAAAAACAGAACCAAGAUGACUCGGACGACGACGAUGAUGAUGAAGAGGCUGGACCCUCCUUCCAACAACCAGCAGCAUCAGCGCAGCCUCAGGCCGCUUACACGCCUAUGACACAGCCGGGAAUGGCCCCUGUCCCAGCACCGGGAAUGCCACCUGGAAGCUACUCAGGUGUGCUGUAUAACAGAAUGCCCCCAAUGAUGCCUGGUGUUCCCCCGAUGAUGCCAGGCAUGCCCCCUGUUAUGCCAGGAAUGCAUCCAGGCAUGAUGCCAAUGGGUGGAAUGAUGCCACCCGCACAUGGAAUGCCACCCAUGAUGCCAGGCAUGCCACCAGGAAUACCACCUCCAAUGGGCCCUCACCCUGGCAUGCCCCACAUGGCUCAGGCCCCUCCCACCGCCACCAGGCCAGCAGUGCCUGCCGUCACAGUGCCCGCACCACAGCCGGGUGUCUCCAAACCACUCUUUCCCAGUGCGGGACAGAUGGGGACUCGAGCUCCAAGCACAAGCUCAGCCUCCUCCAGUCUGGACACUUUGUCAGCAUCCUCUAAACCGCUGUCCCAAGUUCAGCAGGCUGUUACAGGCGCAGCGACGAGCUCCUCUGCCCCUCCUUCUGUUGUGCCCAAACCCACAUUCCCAGCCUAUACUCAGUCCUCCUCUUCUCCUGCUAACACUAGCAGCACCGUGGCCAAACCAGGCACCCCAAUCACAAGUAAGCCGGCCGCCCUCACCACCACUAGUGCAACCAGUAAGUUGAUCCACCCUGAUGAAGAUGUGUCACUGGAGGAAUUGCGUUCCCAGCUGCCUCGCUACCAGUGUAAGAUCCCUAGCACGGGACAGGCUCAUGUGUCUUCCCCACCAGUCGCAGCAAUGGGAAGCGUGUUGACGCCUCAGCAGGGCAUUCCUGCGCAACAGCCAGGUGUUAGGCAUCCCAUGCAAGGGCCAUAUGGGGCUCCGCCCCAAGGUGUGUCUGGAUAUGUCCCUGGAGGGAUGCCUCCCUAUGGGCAAGCGCCGCCCAUGGUACCUCCUUACCAGGCCGCUCCCCCUCGGCCCGCCCUAGGCAUGAGACCUCCCGUAAUGUCUCCCGGGGGCCGAUAUUGAAGCGUCAGCACUGGUCUACAUUAGGUUUGGUGAUUCAACCAUUUUACCAUCUAGUGGCGUGCUUUUCAAUCCAGAUCAGUUGCUAAAACCGUAACAGUUCUUGUGCAGUGAGAGGAGAUGGAUAAACUCUGUAACGCAUGGGACUUUGAUUUUGCUCAAAGUUUUUUAUUUAGACACCUACACUUGGUUGCAGAUCAUACAGCUUUGGCUUUUUUCUCAUGUUUUGUUUAGGUUUUUAGAAGUGUAGUAAAUAUGGUUCGUAUUAAUUUGAAGCGGCUGGAGUUUCGUACAGCACCUUUAUCAAGGCAAGUCACUGUAAAUAUACUACUGUACUAAAAGUGUGAAGCCUUCGCAGCACCCAUAGGUGCUGUUGGACUUCAUGUCCCCAGCUUUGCUUGGUGAGGGCUUCAGAUAGAUGUGACUGUUGGGUGUAUUUUUGUAUGUCUGCUCGUCUACAUUUACAGUGUUCUCUCUCUAUAGGGCAAAUAACAUAAAGAACUCCUGUGAAUGCUAUCUGUAUUGUUCUAUAAUGAAUUGUAAUAAACUGUCUUGAAAUCUAA